CCUGCUCCUCCAGUACCUAUAGGCUUGUUCCGCAGAGAAGAGAAGGAGGGUGGCAUCUCGCCAACGACCUGCAACCACCGAGGCUGUACUGGACCCUCUAAAGUUUAAGAUUCCUGUUGAUAUCCUGACAUGAAGCUCAAUUUACUUGGUACCACCGUGAUUCUGCUAGUUGCUUUCUUACCGCGCUACGAAUGUCGGGCUAUUGAAAGUCCUGGCGGUGCCCUGCGCGUUCCCGCUCCCCAGACCCAGAUCUCCCAGCAGCACCAGCAGUCUGGCCCCAUCCUGGAGCGGCUCGGGGAGGAGUAUUUCAUCCGGCUGGGCAACGGGGACUCUAACUCUUUCCCUUCCAUGUUCCCCUCCGGGUUCAGCAGAGCGCUGCAGCUCACGCGGCGCCUCUUGCAGGGGAAAGUUGGAAACAUCAGGGCGCUCCUUGGAGAGGAUGAGGAGUCCAUGGAGAGGGGCAGGAGGUCUGAGGACCCGCCGAUCUCCCUGGACCUGACCUUCCACCUGCUGCGGGAGAUGAUGGAGAUGUCCAAGGCUGAGCAGAUCGCGCAGCAGGCGCAAAACAACAGAAGAAUGAUGGAGCUGUUCGGGAAGUGAAGCGCGCCAAAGACCUCCUCCUCCUCCUCCUCCUCCUCCUCUUUCUGUCGCAUCUCCACCAUCAGUGCUGCUGUGUCACUCUUAUUUAAAGCUUUAAACUGCGGAGCUAAACCGAGUUAAUGUCACCUCUUCAUGACUCCACUCUUUGUUUGUAUUGAUGAGAUUUAUGUUUGUUAAU
Molecule: messenger RNA, 778 nt
Organism: Eleginops maclovinus (Patagonian blennie)
Lineage: Eukaryota; Metazoa; Chordata; Actinopteri; Perciformes; Eleginopidae
Gene: crhb
Product: corticotropin releasing hormone b
Exons: 2
Coding region: 130-600 (156 amino acids)
Cellular component (GO): extracellular region
Molecular function (GO): hormone activity
Source: RefSeq, a predicted model, not a curated record